This is a messenger RNA of Populus euphratica (Euphrates poplar), 1676 nucleotides long. RefSeq names its product protein CURVATURE THYLAKOID 1C, chloroplastic-like. The coding region runs from base 193 to 633 and encodes 146 amino acids. Lineage: Eukaryota; Viridiplantae; Streptophyta; Magnoliopsida; Malpighiales; Salicaceae. Gene Ontology annotation, cellular component: chloroplast thylakoid membrane; thylakoid. The transcript is spliced from 7 exons. The record is from RefSeq and is a predicted model, not a curated record.
AGUCUUCCAGCGAGAGCAGCCACACCCCGCAAAAAAAAUCUAAUCUCUUCCUCCUGCCAAUCCCUUUUUCACAUAGUCUAAAUCCUUCAAUUGAAGCCACAACAGUUGCAAAGAAAGGUUAAUCUCUUCUUCCUAAGCCACGCAAAAGACUUACAGUCGAGCUUUGAUUACUUUCAAGUUAAGGAAGAAGACAUGGCUUCCAUAAUUGCAAGCUUGCCUUCUCCACCAUUGUUGGUUCAUGGUAAAAGGACCCUUUUCAGCACUCUUCAAACGCUCCCACUUUCUCCCAUUAAAGACAGACAGAACUGUGUUUCUGUUGUUGUGAGGGCUACUGGGGAAAGCUCUGAGUCAUCACCCCCCCUCGGGAUUGUUAAAUCUGUUAAAAACAUAUGGGAUGAUUCCGAAGAUAGGCUGGCUCUUAUCGGUUUGGGGUUUGCAGCACUGGUAGCCAUUUGGACGUCGGCAAAACUCAUCCCGGCCAUUGACAAGUUGCCUGUUGUCCCAAGCGUGCUAGAAUUGAUUGGCAUACUUUUUUCUUCAUGGUUUAUAUAUCGAUAUCUUUUGUUCAAGCCCAAUCGGGAAGAGCUAUUCCAGAUCAUCAAGAAGUCAGUUGCCAAUAUCUUAGGCCAGUGAAUCAUGCUUUGAAAUGUAGUCAAGUCGUGUACCUUUAGAGCUUUCCCUGAUUGGCAUAUCGUGUAUCUAUAUGGGUGGCAAUGACCAGUUGACCUACACUUUCAUUUGGUAGUGGAAGUUUUUGAUGCAUCAAGUUUAAGCAAUUCUAUGUUCAUUUUCUGGCACUCGUCUAUUAUCAUCAUUCAAACAUAUUGGAUGUUCAUAACAGGACAGUUGGGAUGAACAACAUGUCAGCACAUAGUACAGAGGUAAGUUAUUGAAACAUUGUUAGCAGAACUUUGCCUAUAGUUUCUCGUGUAUGGCAUUUGAGAUGAAAGGAUAUCAGAAAUUACUUGGGAUAAAUAAAUUUGAACCUUCAAAUUUAUCCAGUAUAAUAGGGAAGUGAGAUUGGUGUAUGUUCUAUGGUGUUGUAACCAGGAUCCGAGCUCCAACUACUGGCCAAAUCUUACAUAUAUUGUUACGUUACUUGUAUGUACAUGAGAUAUAUGGAAAACACAGCUUUCUAUGGUAGAGACUUUAACCAACUGAAGCAAUAGCCUCACUUCAAGAUGAAAUGUUUCAGUGUCAUCUCUGCAAUGCGCAAUUAGAUUUCACUUUUCAGGUCUUGCCUUGAUGGUGCAAGUGCUAGGAUAUUCGAACUGACUCUCUACAACAACUAUCGCUGAUGAAAGCAACUCCUCAGCAAUGCAAAAACAUGGAGAUCAAGUCGCACUAGUUUAUAGGUCAAUUGACAAACGAAGGAGCAGAAACUUAUAAGCACCAGGGUAACAAAAAAGACACUUCAACAUUUAGAUGCACACAACUUGCUAUUUCGUGUUGAAUAGAAAACUGGACUCGCUUGUAAAGCCUCAUCUAUAACAUGUGCUAUGAGAGGGGUUAGCAGAGGUGAAAAUGAUGAAGAAUCUCGCUGUAUGUUUCCUCCAAUGAGCCAAAUAGAGUUAAUCAUGAAGAUUUGAAACAGAUUAGUACUCGAUAUGAAGGUGAUACUUCAGAAUAAAAGGUCACUGAUCUCAGAAUACUUAUAUUAAUCCACUGCUUUUUUU